UGCUCAACAGAACUAAUAGGCUGCUCUUUUCCUGUGUGUGAGUGUGUGGCAACCAUUCACUGCAGUGGAGCUGUGGAAAAUAUCCCACGGUAACUCAUUGGCAUCACUGCUUAUGUCGUGGAUGAGCUGGAGAGGGUUUCGAUCUGAACCAACUGUUGCAGGUUUGCAGCAGACAUGCCAACCAGAGUGAGAUUCCUCUUUUUCUCACUGAUGUGCUUCACUGUGAAAGCUCAGCCAUCGAGUAAUCUGAUAUGCUAUGUUGACUAUCCACAAACAAUGAACUGCACGUGGACAGAAACAAGAAAUGACAGCCAUGUUACACUGGAAAUCCGCAGUUCUGCAACGAAAGAAAUCAAAAAUCAAUGUACAAUGUCAAGACUGCAGGCUACGUUGGAGGAGGGAAGGCUUCAUGCUUACUUUUGCACAAUGUGUGUUAGCACAUUUAUGCAACAGUAUGAUCUCAUUGUUACAACAAGCAGCCAAGCCAAUGUUUCUGUUGUCAACGACUUCAAUCCUGGUCAUCACAUCCAGCUGAAGGCACCUUACCACUUAUCUGUGACAAAGAACUCCACUGCCCAGAUUGUUAACAUCUCAUGGAAGAUCGAUGAUGGACGUUAUCUCAAAGGUUGUCUGCAAUAUGAACUGCAAUACUGGACCAAAGAGACAAGAGAGGAUGCAAAGGUGAAAAAGGUGCUGAACGAUAUCCGACAUUUGGUCAUUCAGAAAUCUGAACUGAAGCCAGACUCUGAGUAUAGAGUUCGAGUUCAUGGAAAACCCUGCGAAGACCAAUAUUAUCGGGGAACCUGGAGCAAAUGGAGUGCAGAACUAAAAUGGAAAACUGAUCCUGCUUCAAGACUGUCACAAAAAAACAACUUGCUGUUCGUUGUGUUUGUUCCACUCCUGUUGGCAAUCUUCAUUUUCAUGUCCCUGUACUUCAAGCUGCCAUCGCGUGUUGUCAGUAAAGUGUGGGUUCACAUUCCCAACCCAGCCUCCUACUUCCAGCCUCUCUACAAUCAACACAACGGAAACUUCAAGGAAUGGAUCCGCAAAAAUCAUGUUGGCGACCGGUGUAACAGAAGAGAGGAAUCAUGCCAGGAGCUGAGGAAGGUGAAGAAACUGCCUGACAACAUGACUGCUACAGUUAUCCUGAACCCCUGGGAUGAAGCUGUUUCUAACAUCUCCUGUCUGAAGCCCAUCCCAGUCAACCACAACUUGCCCUUUGACUUGGAGACCAAAAGUAACCUUCAGACUGAGUCUGACAACCCCUUUCACCACACUCGGUUGCUGGAUUAUUGCAACAGUGAGUCUGUGCUGCGUGGGUUUCUCCCCCUCAUGGUGCAGGAGGACAGCUGGGCACUGUGCCAGGAACCAUCUCUGGACAUCUUCCUGGGCACUGCGCCACAGGAGGAGGAAGGAGGUUACAGCUACAACGACGAGUAUUGCACCCUGGGUCAUUCUGACACCAGCUGUGGCCUGGUCCCAGCAAAGAUCGGGCUCCAGGUCAAAGUAGCCAACAAGCACCAGGAAGACAAAAGGGAAAUACUGGAGUACUUGCCCAUGACUGAUGGCGACAGCAUUCCACUUUCAGAUUGCCCAGCAGCAUCCCGAAAUUCACAGUUUCCUCAGGAAGCCUGUGUUAGUGGACCCUGUGAAACCCCACUUCAGGGUCAGUCCCCAGCUGAACCCUCAGAGUCACCAUUAAACAGUGAUGGAUUGUCCCUCACACUCGGCACCCUUGUCAGACCUGCUGUGCGAUCCAUGAGCUCCUCUCUGUGACUUUGAUGUGACUGUCACAGUUGCAAUAUCCUAUCAAAGUGAAGAGACUUUGAAUUAUGCCCAACAUGGAUAAAGGAGGGGCACCUAUCUGAUAAAUGACUGGAAGGAGGAGAUUCUCUGGCUGUCGGGAUGUGUCAUGAGAGCAUUUGAUGAGCAUUAAUUAGCAGCUAAUGCAAAUAGCUCAGUAUAUGAACCAGGGACUUCAUUGUUGGCUAAUAAGCAAAACUAGAGCGCACAAUAUUGGUGUUAAAGAGUUGGUGUGAAUUGAUGAUGCAUGAAUGGACAGAAAAUAAGGGAGUAGAAUAAACAAGGGCUUUUGAGUUAGAAGUCUGUGCACAGUGAAGUGUCACAAAGAUUGACACUGGCACCCUGGCUGAUCACAGUCUCUCAACUGUUUAGAUGAGGGCACAAAGCACAAUGCAUCCAAUUUGUUGAUGAUGCAAAGCUGGACACCAAUGUGGGUAUGUGACAUAGGACCCCAGUGAGAAUACGUCUGGAAUAUUACAUUUAUGAAAACUCAUCAAGGAUAAACUUGCCACAAAGUGCUGCGACGAAUGACUAGCUUGAUUCCUGGGAUGGCCAAUUUGUUGCUUGGGGAGAGAUUAAGUAAACUGGAUCUCUACCCUUUGGAAUUUUGGAAAACGAGAGGUGAUCCCAUUGAAGUAUACACAAUUCCUUUCCAGCCUUGCAGGGUAGGUGCAGGGAUGAUGGGUCUGAAACCAAAGGCCGGUUGGCAAAUUAAGAAAUUUACCAUUAAGGACAAAGAUGUGAAGAAUAUUCUUCAUCAGAGAGUUUUGAAUCUUUGAUGCUCACUAACAAUGUUGGCUGUGGGGAUUCAUUCACAGAAGGUACUUAAGUCAGAAUUUGAUAGUUGAGUUAUAUUAAGAGAAGGAUAUGGGGUUAAUGCAGGAAAGUGGUACUGAGUUAAAGUAUCAGACAUCAUUGUAUUGAAUGACAGGGCAUGGAAGAGGGAAGAAUAUCUCUAAUUAGCUACAUCUAGAUUGAAUUGCUGGUAUUCGCAAGAUGAUAAUUUUGCUUUAAUGUCUGUAAACGAUAUAAAAUAUUGAUUGCUGCUAAUUGUUUAUCACUUAAU
Mobula hypostoma (lesser devil ray) is the source of this 2869-nucleotide messenger RNA. RefSeq names its product interleukin-9 receptor-like. Lineage: Eukaryota; Metazoa; Chordata; Chondrichthyes; Myliobatiformes; Myliobatidae. The coding region runs from base 175 to 1776 and encodes 533 amino acids. Gene Ontology annotation, cellular component: external side of plasma membrane. The record is from RefSeq and is a predicted model, not a curated record. Gene Ontology annotation, molecular function: cytokine receptor activity; protein binding. The transcript is spliced from 9 exons. Gene Ontology annotation, biological process: cytokine-mediated signaling pathway.